AUGAGCAAAACAAUGAAACAGCUGCCGCACGAGCGGCGGAAAGGCGAGGCUGCGCUAAGCGAUUUUGCCGACUUCGUCGAGAAGCAGCAGGCCCUGCGAUAUCCUAGCUCCAAGCCCGUCGGCUCCGAGGCCCCAGCCGUGGAGCACCACGAGGAGCUGGACAUUCUCGAUUCCCUAAAUCUCGAGGACUCGGAGCCCGAGGUCCCGCUUCGCGACCUCUUCCUGGCCGAGGAUGACGAUAAUAUGACUAAACUGGUUCACGUGGUGGAGGACCGCUUGCGCGAGGGCCACGGCGAGGCCGUGUUCGAUGUCGGGUUCGAGAACAGUGGCGACUCCAUGCACCUGACGAAACCAGACUGGGAGAAGGCCCUGACCCGGUUAAAAGCAGCAGCCAAGUCACUGCGAGCUGACUGCGAUGUUCUGCUGACCAAGAAUAUCGGCGGCGAGGUCGAGGCCGCGUCAGUUGCCACUGGGAAGGAUAAAGAUCAGGACUGCAGUGGCAAAGUGCUGAUACGACAAGCUCCACCGACGGCAGAGAGUGUCAUCGAGACCCGAAUAGCCGUCGUUGGCAACGUCGACGCUGGAAAAAGUUCCAUGCUUGGUGUCCUUGUCAAGGGUGACCUGGAUGAUGGACGAGGAAAAGCUCGAGUCAACCUGUUCCGUCACAAACAUGAAGUUGAGACCGGCCGAACCAGCUCCGUCGGAAUGGAGAUCAUGGGGUUUGACACCAUGGGGAAAGUCAUCACAUCUGAUACCCCCGGUCGCAAACUGUCCUGGGAGGAGAUUGGCAAGCGUAGUGCCAAAGUAAUCACCUUCACCGACCUGGCGGGACAUGAGAAAUACCUGCGGACUACUGUCUUCGGGUUGCUCUCCAGCAGCCCAAACUACUGUCUGCUCAUGGUAGCUGCCAACAAUGGCCUCAUCGGAAUGAGUAAAGAGCACCUGGGCAUUGCCCUUGCUUUGAACGUCCCGGUCAUGGUCGUCAUCACAAAAAUUGACAUCUGCCCGCCCAACAUUUUGGAGCAGACCAUUCAGCAGAUCACCAAAAUCCUCAAAUCGCCAGGAGCUCGCAAAAUUCCCAUCUUCAUCCGCGACAGAGAAGAAUGCAUCAACACGGCGACUCAGUUCGUCAGCCAGAGGAUUUGCCCAAUCUUCCAAGUCUCCAACGUCACUGGCGAGAAUCUAGACUUGGUGCGGACAUUCUUGAAUAUCCUCCCGCAUCACGGCCGCUACGACGCGGGUGCCGACUUUGAGUUCUCCGUCAAUGACACCUUCUCCGUCCCUUUCGUCGGCACUGUUGUUAGUGGCAUCAUCAAGUCAGGAGUCAUACAUGCGGGAGACAACGUGUGGAUCGGCCCGGACAGCAACGGGAAUUUCGUUGCCACCAAUGUCCGAUCAAUCCAGAGAAAACGAAUAGACGUACCUGCUGCCUCGGCUGGUCAGUCUGCUAGUUUCGCGCUGAGAAAAGUGCGGCGCAAAGACGUGCGGAAAGGCAUGGUCGUAUUGCCGAAGGUUGAAGGGCAACCGCCACCAAAGGUGACCAGGGAGUUUGUCGCUGAAGUUCUCAUUUUGUCCCACGCCACCACUAUCAAAACAAAAUAUCAGGCCAUGCUGCACGUCGGUCCUGUCGCGCAGACUUGUGCCAUCAUUGAUAUCGACAGGCCGUUCAUCCGUACUGGCGAUCGUGCAACAGUGGCAUUCCGUUUCACUGCGCGUCCCGAGUACCUGGUCGAAGGCGACCGGCUGCUCUUCAGAGAGGGCCGUACCAAAGGGCUUGGCAUCGUCAAGUCCGUAGGUUAUGAUCCCUCACAGCCGUUAAUGGCCCGUAACACAGACGCUGGACAGGAGACUGAGAAAGUCGCACCGCCUGCUGAAGUCAAGGUUGGAGCAUGA
Molecule: messenger RNA, 1893 nt
Organism: Neoarthrinium moseri
Lineage: Eukaryota; Fungi; Ascomycota; Sordariomycetes; Amphisphaeriales; Apiosporaceae
Exons: 2
Coding region: 1-1893 (630 amino acids)
Biological process (GO): translational elongation
Molecular function (GO): translation elongation factor activity; GTP binding; GTPase activity
Source: RefSeq, a predicted model, not a curated record